Messenger RNA from Mytilus trossulus (common blue mussel), 1200 nucleotides. RefSeq lists its product as uncharacterized. Lineage: Eukaryota; Metazoa; Mollusca; Bivalvia; Mytilida; Mytilidae. The record is from RefSeq and is a predicted model, not a curated record. The transcript has 6 exons. The coding region runs from base 97 to 1200 and encodes 367 amino acids.
CUGGUUAAAAUAUCUUAUGUAUGUCCUGCCUGUGAAUUUUCUUUCAAAUGGUUUAGCCAGCCUUUUGUCGGGGGAAAGCCAGCUGGGAAUUUAAGCAUGUCUUCUGCCAUUCUCCUCUCUGGAUCAAUUCCUAGUAAAGUAUUGAGGAUGUACAACUUCAUGAACAUAUCCUGUAUCAGCAUGAGUACCUACAUGAGCCACCAGAAGUUCUUUAUUUUCCCAGCAAUUGGGCAUGUUUGGUUUAAUUACCAACAAGAUUAUGUUCAUGAUGUUAUACAAAGUGGUAGAAGUGUUGUUCUUGGCGGUGAUGGUAGAUGUGACACUCCUGGCCAUUGCACUAAAUAUGGAAGUUACAACAUGAUUGAUUUGGAUGAGGGAAUUGUUGCAGAUAUUCAAUUAGUUCAGAGUAAUGAAGUUCCAAAUAGCCAUCAUAUGGAAAAGGCUGGAUUAGAGAGAAGUAUUGAGUUUUUCCGUCACCAUAACAUACCAAUAAAGACCAUAAUAACAGAUGGACACAAAAUGAUUGCCAAAUGGAUACGGGAACAGAUGCCAGAAACAACACACCACUUGGAUGUAUGGCAUGUUGCCAAAGGUUUAAAGAAAAAGUUGGCCAAACUUUCGUUAGAAAAAGACUGCAAGGACCUUCAGCCAUGGAUAAAAAGUAUUGUCAACCAUCUUUACUGGACUGCUGCCUCUUCGACAGGACUGGACCAGGUUGUCAUUGUUGCUAAGUGGUAUUCUAUUCUGAACCACAUCAUAAAUGUACAUGAUGGGCAUGGUGAUGAAUUUCCAGCAUGUCAGCAUGGGCCUUUAGAGGGCAGAGAAAGGCACAAGAAAUGGCUUAAACCAGGAACAAAGGUGUAUGAAAAGCUGCAGGGAAUUGUGUGUCACUGGCAGAUGAAAAAGAAUAUUGUCAUGUUGUCACCAGGCAAACAGACAUCAGCCUUGGAGGGUUACCAUUCUGUCAUAAACCAUUUUGCACCCAAAAUGAUUGGCUUUUCCUACCAUGGAAUGCUUUGCAGGUUGUGGCUGGCAGCUCUUCACUUUAAUGAGAACAGCCAAAGGGAACAAGCUGUAACAAAGGAUGGCAGAGCACGGUACAAGAUAGUCUAUCCAAAGUUUAAGAAGGGGGAUUACUCUGUCAAGAGAAUUUUGAUAGACUGCACAUAUGUGAAUAUGAGAGACCAGACAAAGAGAUAG